Messenger RNA from Phytophthora nicotianae INRA-310, 1784 nucleotides. RefSeq lists its product as hypothetical. The transcript has a single exon. Gene Ontology annotation, molecular function: protein binding. The record is from RefSeq and is a predicted model, not a curated record. NCBI's taxonomy places the organism in Eukaryota, Oomycota, Peronosporomycetes, Peronosporales, Peronosporaceae. The coding region runs from base 85 to 1575 and encodes 496 amino acids.
CGCAUCUGCUUUUGCAGCCUGGGACUCUCAUUUCUUCUUUCUCACUCGCAGUGGCAAAGCUCCACUAUAUUCACGUCCUGAAUCAUGACGAAAGUGUCAAAGUUCAUGCGUAAACUCUUCCGUAAAGACAGUGGCGAAGAAGGUUAUCGUGGCCUCCAACUGCGACUGCGUAAGGCGGUGACCUUAGGUAAAGCUCGACAAGUGGCAGCGUUGCUGGAUGAAGGCGCGUCUCCCGUUUGGAUGGAAGAUGAGACCCAUUCUCGACGUCGAUACCGGCGUCGGGAUUCGUGUCCGUGCCAACUCAACGCGCUUCUAUUGGCCUGUCGAUGUGGUGACGACGAAGUGCUGAGUCUUCUGCUAGACGCGUUCUUCGAAGAGCCUCAAGUCCUCGCCCAUUUCAGUCGAGCCAUGUACUGCCUCGUGAUCCGUCAUGGCCACUGGAAAGCCUUCCAUCGACUACAACAACGUCGAGUUCCCAUGACUUCGGUAUCAUCGAGAUCUUCGACGGAUUCGACUAGCUCACCGACCUCCGUGACAUCAACUCGGCUCCUGUCAGAGGCUGCAAUGGACCACGCCAGUUCCAAACUACCAAUGCCCAUUUUCGUGGCUGCAGAGCACGGUCGUCACCAUAUUUUGGCCUAUCUGUUGGAUCAUUACCCUCACAAUUGGGCUCAGUAUAAAUUCGACGGAUAUUCACUACUCUCGGUAGCAACAAUCAACGGCCACUACGAGUGCGUCCGAGUGUUACUUGAUCGUCAGGUAGCUACUGGGCGAUCUCUAGACGCUGCUGUCGCGUUGGCUCGUCGUCACCGUCAAGCUCAUGUACUGGUUUUAUUGACGAGUUAUCUUCCGGAAUUCGCCUCCGAUCCUGAACCCGUGUACAAGAGCUACGAAGGAAUAUCAAGCGAUACCAGCAAUGUUAAUGCCUUCUCGUGCCAGUGGUCAAACCAAGGGACCCGAGUUCAAGGCCGCGUCUCGAUCGCAGAGACUGUGGCCAGCGAAUUCGACGACGAGAGACGCAGCAGUCUCUUAGCUAUCAGUUCGCCUAUCAACUAUACCAACCCUGCAGAAGACAUGGACCGGGUACAAGAAAUGCGGAUUCGAGCUGAAAUGCAGCGUGAGCAACGACAAACCGGAAUGAUGUGGUUCCUGGACGGACGGGAGCCGGUUGAAGACAUGCAACGUCGCGUGGAAUCGCACGGACUGAGCUCAGACGGGUUCGCAGUUCUCCGAUCUGCACGCGAUACUGCACCGAACUCCAAUAACAGCUACACGUCCGAACAGGAAGAAGAAUCCUGGUAUGCGGUCAAGUCUAGCGAGAAAAACCAUGAUCUACUGGCAAGUGAUGAAGAGGAGCACGCGUACGAGUCGAUGUUUUCUGUUCACGACGAAGCGAACAAUGAAUUACCUCCGGGAUCUGACGAGAGACAUAAAGUGAUGUCAGCACCUCGAUCUUCAUCCUCGGUGCGACCUGGUAGGUCACGCAAACUCAUCAGCGUUCGCAGUCGAGGAUUCCAACAACAUCGAUUGUUGGAGGCUAUUGAAGAACACCCCGCUGGUGAGAUCGAAGCGUAGAUCUCUACAGUGGACGUGCUAGCAACUACAAGUAAUAGACAUGUAUUAGGUCAAUACCUUACAUGUACGUCGCCCUUACUCAUUGUCACAAAUGCCGUGAAAGCCGAGAUGUACCCCACUUUCGAUAUCUGCUAGCGUCGAUCUAAGUCCGAUAAACCCCAUGGCUAACGCCGACAACCCGAUCGUCGUCGCUAACAUGUACACCAUGA